Molecule: messenger RNA, 2527 nt
Organism: Pararge aegeria (speckled wood butterfly)
Lineage: Eukaryota; Metazoa; Arthropoda; Insecta; Lepidoptera; Nymphalidae
Gene: Drp
Product: death-associated protein 1
Exons: 2
Coding region: 166-471 (101 amino acids)
Biological process (GO): apoptotic signaling pathway; cellular response to amino acid starvation; negative regulation of autophagy
Molecular function (GO): death domain binding
Source: RefSeq, a predicted model, not a curated record
UUCAGCUAUUUACUUUCAUAAAAUUUGUUUUAUUUUAUCUGUGCACAAGUGCGCCCGUGUCAUUCUCGCGUCCUUACACGUUGCCAGUUUUUGAUUAUUUAUCGAAUCUUAUCAGAUUUUAUACAUUGUCCAGCUCUAUUUUUUACUUAAUUAAACCUAUCAGCAAUGUCGUCCCCUGAUGAAAGCUCCCAGCUUAAAGCGGGCCACCCACCUGCAGUAAAAGCUGGAGGAAUGAGAAUCACACAGCACAAGGUCCCUCAUACAAAAGAUAGCAAGGAACCCGCAAAUGAGGACUUAACUGGACUUGGGGGACCCUCUGCAGUGCCGUCCAACCCAGUAUCUAUUGCAGGAGCACCUAAUAGAGGUAACGCUGACUUUACUCCACAGGCUGCGCAGGUUGCUCAUAGUCCUAAGCCUGCAGCUCAUGUUAAUGUUAAGCCCAACACCAACAUCCAACAGCCAAGAAAGUAGUUUGGUUUGGAUGUUGGAAAACUCAUAUCAACGUCUUGAUAUAUACACAUAUGUAGGGUAAAAGAUAGAUAGUAAAUAAGUGUAGCUGGGCCACAUGGAUCAGUCCGGAGAAGCCAAUUAUGGGUUGUAAAGGACUUGCAGCACUGCUCAAGCUUUAAGUAGUUCACUUUUUUUGAGUAACUAUUGUCAAGAACAUGGGCCCUGGAAAUUUGUCUGAUGGUGUAAUUGUUUCGGUUACAUAUUUGGUUUCUAUCUUUCUCCUUAUGUGUGUGGAUCUAAGUUAGGUGUUUCUAUAUAAAUGUAUGACAUUGUAAACAGUAACAAACUAACCUUGCCAUAGCUCUUUGUAAUGUAACAAUUUUCUUGGUAUUUUAUUACCAGUGUCUAAUUAUUCAUUUAUAUUGUUGAUUAAGACAUCUUUCCAUAUGUCUAUUACUUUGAAGUCAGUGUUUAUGUUCUUAUGAAUCAAAAAUGUUUGUCAAACUAGUUUUUAGUAUUGUAAUUUUGAAUAUUGCUAUUAUCCACAUGAGAACUUUGUUCAUUUAUCCAUUUGAAUCAAUAAACUAUUGGAAUAUAUCAACAGUACUUCUAUAUUCACAGUUGUAUAAAUAAUCAUAUCUGUAACUAGAGUUUCAACUUAAAUUACUGUCCGUGCAGAAGGAAGAAACAUUAAUAUUAAGCUUUAAUUAAUUUAAAUUAAGGCUCAACACAAAAGCGUUAAGUUAUUUUCGUCUAGUAAUAAAAUGACGACAUCAAGAAAAAAAACAAUUUGGUAGGACUGCAGGUAAUAACUGUUUUUUCCGCUUCCCUGCCGUAUCACGUUUGACUAGUUAAAUUUUCCUCAAUAUACUUUUGUUUACUUCUCAUUUUUUGUUUAAAUAAAACACCUAACUUAUAUCAAUGUUUUACAACCUAGUGAUUAGUUUGAUAUAAUAAGAAUAAAAUAAUAUUUCCUUUAUGUAAGUCAAUAAAGUAUUUAUUGUCGUUUUUUGUGUAUUGAGAUUUGUUCCUCUUGUUUUAUUAAUCUAAUCAUUAAUGGGCUAUCCUAAUGAUAUAUUUGUCUAUGUUUUUUUUUUUAAUUAUAGAUAAAUUAUAAUCUACUUGCGCAUUACCGAUUUUAUUUAGUCGUAAACGACAGAUAUCGGCGCUGUAGUAUAUAUUUAACAAUUUAUUUUUAUCGUUUGUGCAAUUUAUUUGAGACUUAAAAAUUUAUAUAUUUUAUUUACAUUUAAUUUUUCUAUGUCACAGCUUCCUUAAAUUCAUCCAUCCUUAAAAUCCAGUUUACUUAUAUUAUAAGAGUUGUUGCAUCUUGAUUGGUAGUUUAAGGUUGCUAUGUAAUCGUUCUCACAUUGUAUCAAUUAUUUAAAUAUAUGAGGUAUGCAAGUGCAAGACUACAGAUAAGAUGAUAAUUAUUAUGUAUAUAGAAUAAUAAUACUUGAAAACAAUAAACAAUUGUGUCUUUUAUUAAACUAUAAUUUCGUUUCGCUAGUAUUAUUGAUACAUUAUACUUUAUGCAUAUUUUGUAAUAUUUGCAUCACGCUCUGUUAUCGUAUACUAUUUUUUUUUUAAUUUACAUUCCUUUAUGCAUUUUGUAGAAAAUAACUUGUGUAACUACUUUAUAGCGUUCGAUAUUCCGUUCGUCAUAACUUGAAGUACCGUGCCUUACAAAAUAUCUUUACAGCAUUACAAGUUACAACUGACGACAUAAACAGCACGCCAUACAAACCACUCGUCAAGUUAUAAUGAACGUAUAUUAGAAGAGGUAGUACACAGUGAAAUAAACAAAAAUUGAAAAUGAAACACAGUGAAAUUAUAUUGUAUUAGAAAAAUACGCUAUUUCAUUAGGGUAAAUCGGUGCUAAAAUGCUUAAACUGGUUGCAUUAUGUUAACAUUCCCACAUUGUUUCAAUAAUAUAAAAAGGUCUUAUUAUAUAAUAAACUUGAAUAAUAAUUACUAAAUUUGAUUGGUCGAAAUGUAUUGACAUUUGGGACCACACGUUUUUAGGUUUAUUUUUUUAUUUUUCUUUCAGUUUUAAAUAAAAUUAUGGAAAUACAUA